AACAGCCACCACACCACCACUCGAACGCCCUUCAGAAGUGUUUUAUCCUAGAAGAUACUCGUCAAGAAUACAACAGAGAAAAUGUCACAAAUACAAGAAGAUAGCAGUAAUGGUACAGAGCUGAGGGCAGUUAUUAUGGGAUGGCACAAGGCUGGAAAGACUUCAGUGAUCAACACCAUAUUAGGACCGGAUGUGGCUGGGUCAGUUAGUGGUCAGUGUGUGAAGAAAGAGGGAUAUGUUAAUGGAAGGAAAAUCACGCUGGUUGACACACCUGGCUGGUGGAAAGACUGCAGUAUAAGAGAUUCACCAGAGCUUUCCAAACAAGCAAUAAUGCGUAGUGUAUCUCUGUGCCCACCAGGGCCUCACGCCUUUCUCCUGGUCAUUCAGGCCGAUUUGUUAAUCAAGGAAAAGUACAUGGAACCACUAGUGCAGCGCAUGGAGCUUUUGAGUGAGAGAGUCUGGGCACAUACCAUAGUGCUCUUCACAGCAGGCGAUUCACUGAGAAACACAAGCAUUGAGAAACAUAUACAAAGUGAGGAAAAAACCCUAAAGAAGCUUUUGGAGAAAUGUGGAAACAGAUAUCAUGUUUUUGAUAAUAUUAACACAGGCAACAGGACCCAAGUCGAGGAGUUAUUUGAGAAAGUACAGAAUGGCAUAAGACAAAACUGUGGCAGAUAUUUUGAGGUUGAUCUGGAGGGGCUACAAGAAAUUCAGGGAAAGUGGGAGAAAAUUCAGAGAAGAGCAGCUGCAAGGCAAACCAAGGUACGGGAUGAAAGGUGCUUGAUUAAAACAAAAGCUGAGAUACAAGAUCUUGAAAAGGUAAGAAUGGUCCUCUUGGGUUGGGUGAUGUCUGGGAAGAGCUCAGCAGGAAACACCAUACUGAAUCGGAAAGGGUUUGAGACAGAGGAGCGAACAACAAAGUGUGUAAGAAGUUCUCGAGACGUAGCUGGAAGAAAGAUAACUGUAUUGGACACCCCUGGUUGGUGGAAAUACUUCUCAUCCAAAUUCAAUGAAACGGUCCAAGCCACAGUCCUUAAGGGUGUCUCACAAUAUAAGAAAUUCCCCCAUGCCAUGCUGCUGGUGCUUCCUGCAGACACAUCCUUUAAGGAAGAACAGAAGAAGAUCAUUGAAGAAAACAUGGCCAUCUUCGGUGAACAAAUAUGGAAACACACCAUUGUGCUUUUCACGUGGGGUGAUUUUCUUGGUGAUGCACUGAUCGAGCAGUACAUUGAGAGUGAAGGCGAGGCCCUGCAGUGGCUGAUAGACAAAUGUGGAAACAGAUAUCAUGUUUUUGACAAUACAAAAAGGGGUGAUGAUGCUCAGGUCGCUGAGCUGUUGGAGAAGAUUGAUGAAAUGGUGGCUGGAAACUGCUUGUUUCGUCCUGAUGUUACAGAGUUAACUGAAAUGAAGGCUGAGCUACUGCUUGAUACUUCUGAGGAAGUUCAGCUUGAGGACUUCUUGAACGUGCUUAAGGAGGAAUGGAACAGAAGAACUAAGGAGUUUAGAGAAAAUGUUGAAAAAUUACUGGCAGAAGCUACAGGGGCAUUGCUCAUGAAAAGUAACCAAAGCAGGUCACCUCCUCCUACAUUUACUGAAAAGGAUGUAUCUGCUGAUACUAUCCAAGCAUGUCGGCCUGUAUGUGAGAUGGAUAUCCCACCAAAGAAAAAAAAGAAAGACCAUGGCUAUGCUUCCAAGGUCAGUGAUAACCUCACAGAACAGCUCCUGUCACUUCUGGAGAGAGAGUGGAGCAGACAAGAGGCAAUGGUGAUGGAGAAACUGCGUGCAACUCUUCUUAAAGCCAUCGAGGUCUCUUCUGAAGUGGAUGAAGAUGAGAUCCAUGCAUCGAUGGCCAAAGUGCUUUGGUGGAUUCCAGGCUGUGAAAUUGGGGAAGACCCAUGCAGAAUCAGUGAUGCGUAUGAGGAUCUAGAGGACAUAUCCUCACAGAACUAGGCCAUUUUCUGACCAAUGGAUUUGUCUUCUGUGUAUUGGUAUGCUAGCUAGUAGACACUCUUUUUGACAGCCAAUGCUUUGUUGUAUGCUUAUGUAUGCUUAAACUUUGUAUUGUAACCUUGUACCUAUUAAAAAUAUAACUCAUACUGAAAUGAUCAUGGUAAUCUAAUACCUUCUUUUCUUAUAUGUUUUUGGGUUUAUUUGGGAAUGCUAUGUGAACUGAAUAUUAUUUAAUGUGGUUAAAAACGUAAGGGAUAAAAAUUAAGCUUUUUGUUCUAUUGGUCUACUUAUCAUGAAACUUUCACACAAUGUAAAAGACAGCUGAUGUUUUCAAAUUAUACUAAAAAUACAUAAGAACAGUCAAAAUGGAGAUACAAUGUUUGCCAUUAAACACUUUCGGUGUUUGGUUCCUA
This is a messenger RNA of Pygocentrus nattereri (red-bellied piranha), 2363 nucleotides long. RefSeq names its product GTPase IMAP family member 8-like. The transcript is spliced from 6 exons. Bases 82 to 1950 code for a protein of 622 amino acids. Lineage: Eukaryota; Metazoa; Chordata; Actinopteri; Characiformes; Serrasalmidae. The record is from RefSeq and is a predicted model, not a curated record. Gene Ontology annotation, molecular function: GTP binding.